Molecule: messenger RNA, 4216 nt
Organism: Dendrobium catenatum
Lineage: Eukaryota; Viridiplantae; Streptophyta; Magnoliopsida; Asparagales; Orchidaceae
Exons: 4
Coding region: 495-3893 (1132 amino acids)
Source: RefSeq, a predicted model, not a curated record
CUCUCUCUCUCCUCCUGUUGCUGUUAAUGGUACUGGGCUUGCUUUUGGGUGGAGAACCGGAUGCCUUUGAUACGUGAGUGGGUGGGGUUGUUUCUUUCUUCCCCUCAAAUUGUAGCGUGAAGAAAAUUUUGAAAAUCGUCUCCUCCUCCUCCUCCACCUUCACCUCCUGCCUCAUAUUGGAUUUCUCCGUGGUCUCUCCUUGAUGCGCUUGAGAGGCUGAAGAAGCUUUAAAAUCUCAGCUGCCGUUUUCAAAGCUUGUUUGCUCUCUAUUUUGUUGUAGUAGGUGCUCAUGAAGGGGCAACAUCAGAUCUGCUAAAGGUGUCUAGUUUGGGGAUUUGUGUCGUCCCUUUGUAUUAAUCUUGAGGGGUUUUAAGUGAGCUCAAAUCCAUCUGUUAUGCUGGAGACUAAGGUCAAUAACCAGCCCAGUUGCAGUUUAGCUCUUGGGCUACAAAUACUGGAAGAGCUAGGCACCAAGGAGAAGAGGCCAUCUUCAGAUGUUAUCUCUUGUAAACUCUUCAGAUCCGUCGUGUUCAUCCUCUAAGGUUUCAGGAUUGAGAGCUGAUGAGAGGGAUUCUGGCCAGCUUCCACUUCAGGAGGCAGAUCCAGUCGUAAGAUUUGGUGAGGCACGGACUAGCAAUUUCUCAAUCAGAGACCAUGUUUUUGCGUUACGAAAUAAAAGCAUUGGCAAAAGUUGGCCAUUUCCUAGCCAGUUAUUGCAACUUUGUUUGAAAAAUGGCAUCCGAGAUUUACUGCCACCUUUUGAACCGCCUAAUUCUGUAAGAGCCCAUUGUUUCAUAAGGUCAGUAUCAGAAGCUGUAAAGGUCACAGUCAGUUCAUCACAGCUUGGAGAAACUGUUCAACAUGACGGUGAGGCUAACUCAACCCGAACUGAUCAAUUGUGUUUAUCGUCAGAUCAGCAAGAUCUUCUAAGGUGUUCAGAUAAAGGUGAAGCUCCAUGUUUGUGCGAGCAAGAUAAAUAUGAUCAUAACUUGGUAAAUGAUGUUUGUGAAAUUGGCUCGACAGUGACAAAUCACUGUGAUAUCGAUAUAUUCUCAGCGCCGAUAGGUGAACCCGAGCUAAAUAAGUGCAGGCUGAUACUAAAACCAGGAGUCAUACCUGAAACAAGCCUAGCAGAAGAGUACUCUACUACUUCUACAGCAUCUGAUAUCAUGGCAUCUAAGGUUUGUCCUGUGUGCAAGGCAUUUUCAUCCACCUCAAAUACAACUUUAAAUGCUCAUAUGGAUCAGUGUCUUUCCAUGGAGUCUGAGGCUACUCUGGCUGUGGACAAAUUGCCAAAGCUUAGGGUGAAGCCUAGGAAGAAAAGGCUGAUGGAGGAUAUUUAUGCCACUGCUCCUAUUUGCACGCUGGAAGAUCUUGAUAGGAGGAAUGGUUCAACCUGGGCAACUGAUUUAAGUGUGGCUGCGCUAUCUGCUGAGGCUAAUUCGGAGCCUAAAAAGCCCAAGUUGUCGCAUUUAGAACCUAGAGAUGAUAAGAAUGAAGGCGCAGUGUAUGUUGAUUCCAAUGGAAUUAAACUUCGGAUCUUGUCCAAGUUCAAUGAUGCUCCCCAAGCAUUAACGAGAGAAGAAGUUUGGCCAAGGAGGAAUAUCAAAAGUGUACAAGAUGGAAAGAUCAUUUUAAUCAAAAAGAAGAAUCAUUUUACCUCUACAUAUUCAAAGAAAAUUAAGCUAAAAUUGAGGAACAAGAAAUUAAGCUCCUUAAAGCUGUUCGAGAAUGAGGUCCAGGCAGAACCUGAAGUGGAUCAUCAUGAAGAAUCUCAUCUAGAGGACGAAGCAUCACCAGUUCAAUUAUCAGGUGAAGCAGAUCAAAGUCUUAGCUGUGGAUCGGCAACUUUAAAGAACUGGCCUAGCUCAAAACGCUCAGAUCUUGCCAAAAAAGUUGGCAAGAAAGACUUCCAUAAAAUCUUGGAGCGCACCAAACCUGAUACUCAUAUGGAAAUGUUGGCAUCGGAUACCCCUUCUUCUUCAAAAAGCUAUUUUGGAAAACUGUCUCAAUUAUUAGAAUCCAAAACAGUGGACUUGCCACCCAGUACUGUUCGAAACAAGGAGAAUCAGGAGAAAAGUUCUCAAAGAUGGCCAUCGGAAGGUAAUUCAGCUAAUGUUCUCCUGAAGCUGUCCAGAGUGCCAGAGUCUUUGGUGUCAGCAACAAGAAGCAAUAGUGAAGAAUUUUAUGUGGGGAGAAAACCAAAGUCUCAUAUUCAUCUUAAAACCAAGAAAAGAUCAGCUGAUCACACCUAUCAACUUCCUCUGAAAACCAAGAGAGUGUCAACAGUGAGCGGAUUGAACACUAGCGCCAUUAAGUUCCGCAAGCAUCAGUCGUUGCUUGCCUGGACGGAUCGGAGGAUAGGAGAAGCUUCCUAUGUGAGCAAUCCAAGACAGCAUAGAUCUGUCAAAGCUGUUUUGUCGGGACAAGAUAAAAAGCUCAUCACUAACCAACGCUCGCAUCCAUCAAGCAGUCAGUACCAAGAUACCCAAACAAGAAUUUCUGAUAAGCAAGUUAAUCAGAAAAUGGAUUUGGAUACUUUGGAGAAAGCUGAUACUAGCUGCAUUACACCUAAUCCCUUAGUCAGUCAAGAUCAAGACGUUCAGCACGACACUACUGAUAAAAGGAACUUGACAAUGCCAAUCCAAGAAAAUGAAAUGCCAGUGGCUCAAGUAUUGCUUGAACAAGAUAAGGCAGCACCAGAAAAAUUGGUAAAUAUAGGUGUUGAAUCUCAAGCUAAAGGUAAAUCUGCUCAAGAAUCUAGCGUUUUUUUAACUGAUCAUGGUGAUCUAGAAAUUGAUAUUCCAAGAGCAAACUCUACAACUGCCUUAGGUCCUUUAGUUCCAAAUCAAGAGAUUAAAUUGGUUAGUUGUAGAGAGCCAUCUAUUUCUCCUGCUUCAAGUGCUUCUACCAUUUCUCCUUCAUCUCCAAAUGAUUACCAUUCCAAAGCUUCAGUGCUUUCAACAACUCAAGGGAAGUUGAGUUUCCCAUUGCCAUUGAUGUUACCGAGUGAAGGAACUCAAGAAAUAGACAUGGAUAGAAAUCAACUUCUUGAACUGGAUUCCACUGUGAAGAAACCUCAUCAGCUUUCAGACUAUCAUCCUUGUUGCUGCUCCUGGCAAAGUAUCAUGGCUGGAAACACGCCACCUACAAAACAGAAACCUCUUCCUAAUCUCCAUAUCAGGCCAAGCAUCUCCUCCUUCUAUGCUUACUCAAGUUUGAAAUCUGAUGCAGCAAAUACACCAUCCCUGGAAUCGCCAACUGAAUCAAUUCUGACAAGAGCUUGCAGUGACGUUGGUUCCACAAGCCCAUCAAGUGGAACACCAACACAAUCUAGCUCAAAUUCCAUCCUUAGAUUAAUGGGAAAGGAUUUGAUGGUGGUGCACAAUGAAGAGUCUGCUCACCUGCCAAAGGCUCUUCUUCAAGCUACAGAUAACAACUCAACUGUGCAGACCUUGCCUUCACCCUUGGGUUUUGCUUCCUACGCCAGGCUUUCAAACCAUGAUACUUUCUCUUUCGCAGUUUGUAAUCAGUCUCCAUCAAUAACCAGUUCACAGGCACGCAACUGCUUACCCAGUUUUCACCAAAGAGAUAUGAACCAUAAAGCUUACACAACAAAGGAAGUGAUCGUAAUCGAUGACUCAGAUGAUGCUUUUGCGCCAAGAGAUACUUCUUCGCAUGUUCCAGUCUCACAUGCCAUGUUUCAGAGGCCAUUUACUUACUUUCCACCACAUAGCCAUCUCUUACCUAAAGAUAAUGGCCUUCGGCUGUCUAAUCCAACCAACCAAGUAAGCUCAGUUCCAGCCCCUCAUUUGCCAAGACCUUUUGUGUUCCAAUCUCCUUCAGCAAAUCAUAUGGAUCUCCCGUUUUAUUACCCACAGUCCUUGAGAUGACCAAGUCUUAGAAUGAAGGGAGAGUAAUUUGGUUGGAGAUGGGCACUUAUACCUACAGAAAUAUUUAGGAGGAAUAUAGCAUCUUUUGAAAUAGAUCUUUGGCCUUAUUUUGGUGUUGUAAUGACCAGGCUGGUAACUUCUGCAUAAAGUUGCAGUUUAAGCUAUCCUCAGGGUAUAUUUUAUGUUUUUUUUCUUGAAGAAGAAAAGAUAAACUUGGUAUUUUAUGCAGCUUUAGAAUAAACCAUUAAUCCUAAUGCAUUUAUGAGUCAAAAUAAGCCCUUGAAAUGGAUGUACUUUUCAAGACAAUUGGUGUUUUUCACAUA